CUGCUGAAGAAUUCAUGGAGAAACUCCCACAGUACGACGGAGACCUGGCAAAAGAAAGGCUAGAAGCUGAGAACUCCGGGGAAGUCCUGAGAUACGUUGGAGUGGUGGACACAGUAAACCAAAAGGGAACAGUGGAGCUACGAAGAUACAAGAAAGAUCAUCCAUUUGCACAGAUGGCAGGUUCAGACAAUAUAAUAGCAUUCACAACGACAAGAUACAAGGAUCAUCCAUUGAUUGUCCGAGGACCUGGUGCUGGUGCUCAAGUCACGGCUGGUGGUAUAUUCAGCGACAUGUUAAGGCUCGCAUCGUAUCUAGUUGCACCGUCUUAACAGGUUACGAUGAUCAGUUUUGCUUAUCUCCGUAUUAAAAUUAUCAGCUACGAUUCUACGGAUCAACAACAUUUUGCUUGGUCAUUUCUUGACUUAUUCGUAGCUGAUCUUUGUUGUUUUUGUGGUAAACAUGUACAAUAGCAACUAGAUUUGUUGGAUUUGAUGUUCUUUGAUUGAUGCAGUAAUAAACGAUUUGCUA
This is a messenger RNA of Brassica oleracea var. oleracea, 528 nucleotides long. Its product is annotated as bifunctional aspartokinase/homoserine dehydrogenase 2, chloroplastic-like. Gene Ontology annotation, biological process: aspartate family amino acid biosynthetic process; L-homoserine biosynthetic process. Gene Ontology annotation, molecular function: homoserine dehydrogenase activity; aspartate kinase activity. The transcript is spliced from 2 exons. Bases 15 to 329 code for a protein of 104 amino acids. Lineage: Eukaryota; Viridiplantae; Streptophyta; Magnoliopsida; Brassicales; Brassicaceae. The record is from RefSeq and is a predicted model, not a curated record.